This is a messenger RNA of Erythranthe guttata (spotted monkey flower), 1950 nucleotides long. Lineage: Eukaryota; Viridiplantae; Streptophyta; Magnoliopsida; Lamiales; Phrymaceae. The record is from RefSeq and is a predicted model, not a curated record.
AUUUUUUAUGCAGAAUGAACAAGUUGUGUACAGUUACUAUUUGGUUGAAUGGUAAAUUUGUCCAUACACCCAAACUGGCUUAUGUAGGUGGCAAAAUGGAAGUAGUGGAUCGAAUUUGCUUAGACUACAUGAACCUAGAUAACCUAUUCCAGAUAUAUCGUAUGAGUGGGGGGGAAAAAACUAAUAUUCAGUUCUACUUUGUUUAUAGUAUCCAAUUCCUAGUGUCAGCACAUGAAGACUUAGACCACCUAACAUUGUACACAGAAGAGAAUGACAGAGAACCUUUAAUUGCAAUUGAUGUGAAUGGAAAUGUGAUUGUGGAUAAAGGGGAAACUCUCCUGCUUAAGUACAGUGAAGGGAAUACAAGAGAGACAGUAGAGACUGUAAACAUUGAAGAUGAUGCACCAAUGGAUGAAUAUGGGACACAAAUGAAUGAAGAUGAGGCACCACUGAAUCAAGAGGAGGAAAAUGAGACACCAAUUACUGAAGAUGAGGCAGCACUGAAUCAAGAGCCAUUGAAUCAAGAGGAGGCACCAAUGAAUGAAGAUGAGGCAGCACUGAAUCAAGAGCCACUGAAUCAAGAGGAGGCACCAAUGAAUGAAGAAGAGGCAACACUGAAUGAAGAGGAGGCAUCACUGAAUGAAGAUGAGCCAGUUAAUAAAGAAGAUGCACCAAUAUUUGAAGAUGAUUCUUCAGAUGAAGAUUAUGUUCAAUCUGACAAUGAAGAUGGUGAUGAUGAUAUACCCUCUGAUGCCCCAAGUGAAGAGUUUGCUGACAUUGAAGGCUCCUCUGAAGAUGAUAUCUUUUUGGACAGAAAUUCAAGUAAGAAAGAUCUAGCUAGAAAACUGAGGCAAAUGCUGAACAAGGAAAAGAGGUCAGUCCAGAGGUAUAAAAAAUGCAGAGUCAAUCCAUCUCAACAGACCACUGAUUGGUAUAGUGAUGUUGAUGAUGAAGAUGAUAUUGAAAAUCUGAAUUUCUUAGACAGUGAGAGGAGAAGAGUUCCUAGUUUCAGUGAAGGGGAAACAAUGAAAAACAGAAAUCUUGAAGUUGGUAUGAAGUUUCCAAAUGUAGACAUUUAUAGGAAAGCACUUAUAGAUUGGGUUGUUAGAAAUGGAUAUGAACUGGAGUACUUAAAGAAUGAAAGGACAAGAGUGACUGCAACAUGCAAGGAAGAGGCUUGCAAAUGGAGGAUCCAUGCCUCUGUUGUUCAAGGAAGUCAAAUGUUUCAGGUAUUGUGUUUUCUUUUGGUUUAUGUUUCUUCAUUGUUUUCUUUUGAUCCCAAUGAUAUUAAUGAAUUUAUAUGUUAUGUUUGCAGGUUAAGACCCUAACAGGUGAGCACACAUGUUCAAGAAAAAGGGAGAACAAACAUGCCACUGCCAAGUAUCUUGGAAUGAGGAUGGAACAAGGCAUUAAAGACAAUGCAGAUAUUGGUAUUCAAAAGUUUCAAAACAGUAUACUGAGGAAGGUUGGGGUUGAAUCUAGUUACUGGAAAGCAUUAAGGGCAAAAAGAGUAGCAAUGACCAAGAUAAGAGGCCAAGAUGAGAAAGAAUACACCCAAUUAUGGGAUUACUGUGAGACCCUCAGAAGCACUAAUCCUGGAACAAAGGUAUUGCUUAGGAAGUUGUAUCUCUCUGACCCCCCAGUGUUUGAAAGAAUGUUUUUCAGUCUUAAAGGCAUGAGGAUGGGAUUUUUAGAAGGUUGUAGACCAUUGAUUGGUCUAGAUGGCUGUUUUCUCAAAACACCACAUGGGGGGCAACUGUUAUGUGCAGUUGGUAGGGAUGGGAAUGACAACUUAUUCCCAAUUGCUCUUGCUGUGGUUCCUAUUGAAAACAGGGAGAUGUGGACAUGGUUUCUGUCUGAAUUGUUGGAUGUCAUUGGUGGUGCUGAGGAUGGGAAGUGGACAUUUAUUUCUGAUAGACAGAAAGGGCUGUUGGAGACCAUUAAGGAGAU